This is a messenger RNA of Leucoraja erinaceus (little skate), 4057 nucleotides long. It is a transcript of the gene rrp12, whose product is annotated as ribosomal RNA processing 12 homolog. The transcript is spliced from 34 exons. Bases 67 to 3912 code for a protein of 1281 amino acids. The record is from RefSeq and is a predicted model, not a curated record. NCBI's taxonomy places the organism in Eukaryota, Metazoa, Chordata, Chondrichthyes, Rajiformes, Rajidae.
GGGAGGCGCGGACGGUCUGCGGCCGGAUCUACUCUGCCGUGGUCGAGGGUCGCCUGGUGCUGGACGAUGGCGCGGAGCGGCCGCUUACGCCCCGGGGUGAAGCAGAAACUGAACCGCUGGAAGAAGGGCCACAGCAGCGAAUCCAACCCGCAGAGCCGCCGCUUUCGCGAUGCGGCGCGGAGCCGCUUCUACAGCCGAGCGGCGGGGCCCAGUGACCUGACUGUGGAUGUGCUGAAGCUGCACAAUGAGCUCCAGUCCAACAGCUUCUCGAUCGGCCCAAAGGAGGGGCCAGCAGGAGGGUCGGUGCUGGAGACUGAAGGAGAUGCCCUCACUGAGAAAACCGGCGGCACCUUCCUUAGUGGCCUGUCGGACUGCAGCAACCUGACCUUCAGCCGGAUUCAGCGGUACUGGGAAUCCGGCUCUGCUGCCCACAAGGAGAUAUGUGCGGUGUUUGCUGCUGUCACUGAGGUGAUUCGCUCUCAAGGAGGGAAGGAGACAGAAACAGAGUAUUUUGCUGCAUUGAUGACGACGUUGGAGGCGGUGGAGACCGAGGAGUCGGUGGCAGCCGUUGUAUACCUCCUGAGCCUGGCGAUGAAACGUGUUCCGGCAGCGGUCCUGAGGAAGGAAUUCUCGGCAACAGCGAAGGUUCUGAUGCGGCUGCUCGCCGCUCAGGCAGGAGCGGGCUCCGUGCUGGCACUGCGGCGGACAGUGUGCUGUCUCUCCACGCUGCUGCGCCGACAGGAUGUGGAUGUGUGGACCUUCCCCUCAACGCUGCAAAUCUACCACGGUCUCCUCAGUAUCACCGUGCACGUCAAACCAAAGGUGCGUAAGGAGGCCCAGCGCGGUGUCUGCUCCAUCCUCAGGGGCAGCGACUUCAUGUUUGGUGACUCGGCUCCGGUCAUUCACCCUGCCGCACAAUCAACGGCCAAGUUCUGCAUUAACAAGAUUGAAGAGCAUGGAGGCAGCACGGAGGGUGCCACCAUGCUGCACCUGUUGGGGUUGCUGAAGGAAGUGCUCCCGUGUUUCUCCGUCAGAGCUGUGAAGUCGUGCUGUGAGACUCUGCUGAGGGUCAUGACUCUGGGCAAUGUGAUGGUCACAGCCUGCUCGAUGCAGGCCUUCCACGGCCUCUUUGCUGCCAAAACCGGCCCGUCUACCCUGACAGCAGAGCUGAACGCACAGAUAAUAACCGCUUUGUACGAUUACCUGCCGAGUGUCAAUGACCUGCAGCCCUUGCUGGCCUGGCUCACCGUCAUGGAGAAAGCUCACUGCAACCUGUCACGGUUGCAGGGGUCACUGUGCCUGGCCCACCUUCCUCGUAUCUUCUCCACGGCCAUCAGCUGCCUGCUCUCACCCCACACCCAGCUGCUGUCAGUGGCAGCCGCCACCAUGAAGGUGCUGCUUCAGGAAUGCGUGGCUCCGUUCACCACUGACAUCGGAGACUUUGCUUCGUCCUCGCCCUCGGGUCCUGCCUCCCACGUCUGCAAGAUGUUCAGGGUUGUGGAGGAGGCCCUGGCCUAUCGCUUCUACGCGUCCUGGGCCAGUGUUCUAGACGUUCUCACGACCUUCUUUGAGGUGAUCGGCUCUCAGGCUUCGCCAGCAAUGACACAGUGUCUGCAGGCCCUCUGUGAUCUACGAACGACUCCACAUUUCCCCUAUGUCUUGGAACUGGAGCGUGCCGUGGGCAUGGCGGUGGAGAAGAUGGGAGCUGAGACUGUUUUACGGGCUAUUCCUCUGCAGAUUGAUGGCACAGAGGAGAACUUGGACUUCCCACGGAGCUGGCUCAUCCCCGUGAUCCGAGACCACGUCAAGCACACUCAGCUCGCCUUCUUCAAUAAAUACUUCUUGCCUCUGGCAGCAAAAUUGAAGAGCAGAGCUGUGGAACUUGCUGAGUCUGGCCAAACCCUUGAAGCCAAAAUCUACGACACUUUGCAGUGGCAGAUAUGGACAACGUUGCCGGGAUUCUGCACCAGACCCACAGAUACGGUUGUGGCGUUUAAAAAUAUUGCCAGGACCCUGGGAACGGCCAUCAGUGACCGGCCGGACUUGCGACCGACCGUCUGCCAAGCUCUCAGAGCCCUGAUCAGCAAAGGCUGUGAGAACGACGCAGACCAUGCGGAAGUGAGUCGAUUUGCCAAGAACUUCCUGCCACUCCUGUUCAAUGUUUACUGCACUCAACCGGAGAGUGGGGAGAGCCCUGCCCAGCGACUCCCUGUGCUGGACACUAUCAAAAUGUACCUGACCCUGGCGGAGCAGAAGCUGGUGUGUGGAUUCCUGGACAAGGCCAAAGAGAAGCUGGAGAAAUCGGAUAGUUCAGCAUUCACAAGACUGUCGGUGAUGGACCUGCUGGUAGCAAUGGCCCCACUGGUCGAUGAAACCAGCAUGGAUCAAAUGUACCAGAUGAUACUCCCAUUCCUGCAGAGCAAAGACCACAGCAUCCAGAAGAAGGCCUAUCGAAUCCUCGAGGUUAUCUGUGGGGGCACGCAGGACACGUGCAGGCAGUUUGUUCACAAGCAUUUGGAUGGGUUGAAGGUGACACUGCUGGGAUCUCUCAAAUCUGCGUCAUCCCCUGCAAAGAGGCCAAGGUUGAUGUGUCUGAUUCACAUUGUCAAGCAGCUCUCUGUGGAACAUCAGGAGUUCAUCGUAGCACUGCUUCCUGAGGUUAUAAUCUGCAUGAAAGAGGUUUCCAUUGGAGCACGCAGGAAUGGCUACACUUUAUUGGUCGAGAUCGGCCAAGCCUUCUUGAAGUUUCAUAGCGAUGGACAAGAGGCGAUUACUCAGUACCUGGCACUGGUUUACGCGGGUUUAACUGGCUCUGUCACCAUGAUCAGCUGCACUGUCCUUGCACUCACUCGCCUGGUCUUCGAAUUCAAAGAUAAGAUGGACGUGGCCACCAUUGAGCAUCUGCUGAAGAACAUCUGCCUGUUGCUGCAGUCCAAGACUCGCGAUGUGGUCAAGUCAGCACUUAGUCUCAUCAAAGUAGUUCUGUUCGUCAUGGAUACGAGUGGACUGGCUCCGCAACUGCCGCUGCUGGUUGAGAGUAUCGGCAGCAUGCGGGAUGACACAAGGCGAUACUUCCGUACAAAGUUGAAGAACAUUUUCACAAAACUUAUACGCAAGUUUGGGUUUGAGAUGAUUGACAGCAUGUGUGCCGAGGAGUACCACAAGGUGCUGGUGAACAUUCGUAAAGCAGAGGCACGCAACAAGAGACUGCGCACCAUGAAACGUAAUGCAAGUGAGCUGGAGAGUGAGGAUGAAACUCCGAAACCAGGCAGGGGCAGUAUUGAAGAUGUUCUGCUCGAGACCGAUUCUGAUGAUGAGGGAACUGAGGAAAAGAGGAAAGACGUGAAGAAGCGGCAAGUGCAGAAGAGGCCAGCUUGGUUGAAAGAGGGUGGAGAUGAUGAACCGCUCAACUUCCUCGAUCCACAAGUAGCGCAGAGGGUGCUGGCAACCAACCCGGAGCUGAGAAAGAGAUCGGACAUUAAGCACGAUUUCACCGUGGCGGCGGACGGCCGGCUGGUCAUCGCUGAAGGGCCCCGAGCAAAAGCCAACAACGACCCCGAGGAUGAAGCUGGUGACAUUUUGGAAGAAGUUGGAGUGAAAAGUAAGGCUGGACAGAAGCAAAGAUUUAAAAGUGCUGAUGGUGAUGAGAUGCAGGUCGACUCUGGCUAUCAAGCUGGAGGUUCUGGGAUUCACAGACCAAGACCUUUGAAGAAAAAUAAAGAUCAUGGUGCCGAAUAUAAAGCAAUGAAAGGGCGAGGGGAUGUGAAACGGACAGGAAAACCCGACCCAUUUGCCUACAUCCCACUGAACAAAUCCCAGCUGAACAGAAGGAAUAAAGCCAAGGUGAGCGGGCAGUUCAAGGGCCUGGUCAAGAACAGUCACAGACUGCACAGGAAGAAAAGGACGAAGUGAUUGAUUCUGUCCGAAGAGCUGUGAAUAUUUGGGGAGUGUGUGACUGACUCGCUGCCAAUCUAUGUCUCCACAAUAACCCCAGAAUCCUAAAAAACUAACUUUAUUUUCCUGAUGGACAGGGUGAAAUUAAAUACCAUCAAAAAUG